AUGUGUUUGGUGCCAGAUAUGUCAGGCCACAACUUAUUUACUGACCAUUGGAUCUUGAUACUUCUAACAACACACCAAACCAUGUCUCUUCCUCUUCAACUUCCAGAAACCUUUGCUCAGAUCUCACGCUACAAAAUUCUCUAUCCGAGCCCAUCCCCUAUACACCCAUUACCCUCAAUUUCACCGGCAAGAGUCUCUCCGCACCACCCCCGCAUCUCCGUCUACGCCAAACGAGAGGACCACUCCUCGCCACUGGCUUGCUCAGGCAAUAAAUACCGAAAGCUAGAAUACAUUGUUCCAGACAUUCUCUCCCAAGCACCAAUCUACCACUACCAUGAGAACAAUCCAAGUCCACCAGGCCCGCUCAAUGGCCCUGCAACAACCCUCGUAACAGAGGGCGCAAUCCAAAGCAAUCAUACCGUGCAAGUGGCCGCACUAGCACGUAAGCUUGGUUUAAAUGCCUUGAUUCUCCUACACCGUGGGACAGGCGGUGGCCUUCGUGCAGCAAGCGAUAAAGAAGCCUUCCAGCGCAGCGGCAACGUGCAGAUCAACCGUCUUCUCGGCGCGGAAGUACGCAUCUGCGAACAGGGUGAUCCACUAGCACAUGAUGCAACGCCCGUCCUUGAUGAAUUGAAGGCUCGUGGUCAAAAUCCGUACUGGAUUCCUGGUGGUGCAAGCUUACAUCCGCUUGGUGGUUUAGGGUACGCAAGGGCAGCAUUCGAGGUUGCUGGGCAAGAGAAGGAGAUGGGUCUCGGUGGAUCGGGUCGGUUUGACUAUAUUUUUGUCGCAUGUGGAAGUGGAAGCACAGUCGGGGGCUUGGUAGCCGGGUUCAAACUAAUGGAGAAGUUGGGUGAGAAACCGAGGAAAAUCAUUGGUAUAUUGAACUCGCCAACUCAACCACUUGCAUAUCAUGAAGAGAGAGUCCUUAGGUUUGCAAAGAAGGCUGGAAGCUUGAUUGGGCUUCAUGGGGGAGAUAUUGGGGUUCAGGACGUGAAACUAGAUGAUCGAUUUGUUGGGAGCGCAUAUGGCGUGCUUGAUGACCAGGGUAAAGAGACUUUGGAGGUCAUGGCACAGACCGAGGGCAUGAUCUUGGAUCCAGUGUAUACAUCCAAGGUCGCUCGGGGUAUGAUGCAUUGGGUAAAGGAAAGAGAUGUUGCUGAGCCAGGCUCGGAUGAUAUCAAUGUGCUUUUCAUCCAUACAGGUGGGCAGGCUGCCCUCGGGGCUUAUGUAGAUAACGCUUGA
Messenger RNA from Penicillium salamii, 1242 nucleotides. Lineage: Eukaryota; Fungi; Ascomycota; Eurotiomycetes; Eurotiales; Aspergillaceae. The record is from the annotation of a GenBank genome assembly.